Messenger RNA from Penicillium soppii, 822 nucleotides. RefSeq lists its product as uncharacterized. NCBI's taxonomy places the organism in Eukaryota, Fungi, Ascomycota, Eurotiomycetes, Eurotiales, Aspergillaceae. The record is from RefSeq and is a predicted model, not a curated record. The transcript has a single exon. Bases 1 to 822 code for a protein of 273 amino acids.
AUGUCUGAAACUAUGAACAAUUUCCGUGAUAGCAUCAUUAUACUCGAAGGAGAAUGUAACUGGGCCAUGUGGAAAGUCACUCUUCAGAGUGAGAUUUCAUCAAAUGAUGAUAGACUAUGGGGCAUCAUCACUGGCAAGGAAGCCCGCCCGCGAGACUUUGUGCUGCAAGCUUCUACUACCGCCAGAUUGGGGACAAAAUCAUCCAUCUCUUCGCCCUCAAUAUCUCUUGACCCUCUAGACGAAGCGAUUAUCUCAGAAGUCGAGAAAGCUCAGGGAGAGUGGGAUCACCGCAAUGGUCUUGCUCUCACAUACAUUCAAUCUACUAUCAACACAACGAUGGCCCAAGCUGUCCACAUAGAGGAUUGCCAUUUGGCUUACGAAGCCUUUGAGUCUCUCCGCAAGAUAUGUGAAAGAAACCCACCAUUUACGGCUUACACAACGGCAGUUCGCUGGCUCACAUACAAGUACGAACCUGAACAAAAUCCCCACGAGUUUGUCCAAAAUUGGGCUGGCCGUCUCGCCGAUAUGCAAAUGACACAACCCAGUUCACCAGUCUCUGAGCGUCUUUGCUGCCAGGUUUUUCUCGCCGCUGUGAUUAACAAUCCAGCUUGUCAUGCCUGGCUGGAUGAGCUGUCAUACGACAAAGGCGUCUAUACUGAACCUGACAUCGUGGCGCUUUAUGGACGCUUCCGGGAGUUGGAGUUGCGGCGUAUUAGUCUCGAGGAACAACAGGAAGAUGCCCAGAAAGAGAAAGAAAUUCAAGAAGAGGAUUUCAAUGAGUCUCUUUCUCUGUUACAAAAAAGGGUGAAUAGAAGUAAAUGA